This is a messenger RNA of Xenopus laevis (African clawed frog), 2166 nucleotides long. It is a transcript of the gene slc29a1.L, whose product is annotated as solute carrier family 29 member 1 (Augustine blood group) L homeolog. Gene Ontology annotation, biological process: uridine transmembrane transport; nucleoside transmembrane transport. Gene Ontology annotation, cellular component: basolateral plasma membrane; membrane; plasma membrane. Gene Ontology annotation, molecular function: uridine transmembrane transporter activity; nucleoside transmembrane transporter activity. The record is from RefSeq and is marked predicted. Lineage: Eukaryota; Metazoa; Chordata; Amphibia; Anura; Pipidae.
CUUAUCUAUCUGUACUCUGGGGAACCAGAUUCCUUCUUCUAUCUGAUCAGAUCUGCACAGCACCGGGAAGAGAAACUCCACCGACUGACAGGUAUCAGCUCCAUUGGGAACAUACGAGAUUCCAGCUAAACCAUGGCCAAUGCCCCGACAGACCGGUACAACGCUGUCUGGUUUAUAUUCUUCAUCCUGGGCCUGGGCACUCUGUUGCCAUGGAAUUUUUUCAUGACUGCCACCAUGUAUUUCACAAACCGCCUGGGAGAGCCAGGGGAUCUGAGGGAGAGCAGCGCGGAAUUUUCAACGGCCACCCCUGUGACUGUGCUCCCUAUCGGCCUAAAUAACACCAGUGCAAGGGCCAGUGCAGAGGAUGUGGUAGCACCUCGGACUUACCUCCAGAGCAAAUUCAAUAAUGUGAUGACACUGUGCGCAAUGUUGCCCCUCCUCAUAUUCACCUGCCUCAACUCAUUCUUGCACCAGAGGAUUUCCCAGAAUAUUCGAGUUGGUGGAACCUUAUUGGCCAUUUUCCUCAUCUUCCUCCUCACAGCCAUCUUUGUUAAGGUUCCCUUCUCCCCGGUCUCUUUCUUCACUGUCACCAUGAUAAAGAUAAUCUUCAUCAACUCAUUUGGUGCAAUCCUACAGGGCAGUCUGUUUGGGUUGGCAGCACGCUUCCCGGCCAGUUACACUUCUCCCAUAAUGAGCGGGCAAGGCAUGGCGGGUGCAUUUGCAGCGUUAUCCAUGAUCUGUGCUAUAGCAAGUGGCUCCGCCCUGGAAGACAGUGCAUUUGGCUACUUUAUAACCGCCUGCGUUGUCAUCUUACUGGCGCUCUUUUCAUACAUAGCUCUAAACAAACUGGAGUUCUACAGAUAUUACACCAUGGAAAGAGUCUCAGCCGCUGCUCCGGCUGAAGUGGAGCUAAAGAAAGACCUGCUGGAAAAUGGGGGCAAUGUGGCUGAGACUGGAGCAGAGGACACUGAAGGAGGAAAAUCUGUCAUCCAGAUCCUAAAGAAGAUGUGGGUGCUGGCGCUGUCCGUGUGCUUGGUCUUUACUGUCACCAUUGGAAUUUUCCCAGCAGUCACAGCAGAUGUGAAAUCGACCAUUGCGGGGGACAGUAAGUGGGGUGUUUAUUUCAUUCCUGUGUCCUGCUUUCUGCUCUUUAACCUGUUUGACUGGGCUGGGCGGAGUCUCACCGUGCUCACAAUGUGGCCUGGGCAGGACAGUAAACUACUCCCUCUGCUGGUGGCAGCUCGGUUGGUUUUUCUGCCUCUCUUUAUGUUGUGUAACGUCUCGCCUCGUAACUACCUACCUGUCCUUCUUGCCCACGAUGCCUGGUACAUCUGCAUCAUGAUCGUGUUUGCUUUGUCAAAUGGCUACCUCGCCAGCCUGUGCAUGUGCUUUGGACCCAAGAAAGUCAGGGUGCAUGAGGCAGAGACGGCUGGAGCUAUCAUGGCUUUCUUUCUAUCCCUCGGCCUGGCCUUUGGAGCUGGACUUUCAUUCCCCUUACGCAUCCUCGUCUGAUUGGACCUGGGCAGAUAAAUCACUUUUCUGCCAUCACCCGUAGAAUACUCUGAUCUCUACUGGUGCUACCUCUAUUACUUCAGAAAGAUCAGUAUUUGUAAGCGGAGUGACCUCCAACAGAAUAAUGUGACAUUUAAUUACCAGUUCCUGUCUCUUUGUGCUUGGAGACCCAGUGUGGGAUUGGACAAUGUCCUCCCCUAGAAACGCAUUGCUCUUUGAGCCCCUGCAGCUGUUUGGAUAACAUUACUUUAUGUACAGGGGCCCCUAUUGUGCUCAUUGCAGUACCAUUCCCCAUGCAGUACUGGGAUCCUGCUUCUUCCUGGCACAGGGCCCCCAGGUGCCAUUUUGCCUGUAUGAUGCCAAAGUUACAAUCACCUGUGACCACAAGGACAGUGCCCAUUUUGCCCACCCUCCUGGAUUUUCUGUGCCAAUCAGUUGGGAUAGAAAAGCGGAUCCUGCAAAUAUGCCCCUUGGGGCUCUGACCCCUUGAGUGUUUACUGACUUUUAUAUUUACUCAUUACUAUUUUUAUAUCUGAAACUGAUAUUCCAGAAUAACCCUUGCACCCCAUUAUCAUUAUAUGCAGUUUACAAGGUUGGGAGCCAAUGAAAGAAGCUCACGCUGAUGCAACGUUAAUAAAGGGUUGUUUGUAUUAA